Molecule: messenger RNA, 2099 nt
Organism: Tilletiaria anomala UBC 951
Lineage: Eukaryota; Fungi; Basidiomycota; Exobasidiomycetes; Georgefischeriales; Tilletiariaceae
Product: FAD/NAD(P)-binding domain-containing protein
Exons: 6
Coding region: 120-1790 (556 amino acids)
Molecular function (GO): flavin adenine dinucleotide binding; N,N-dimethylaniline monooxygenase activity; NADP binding
Source: RefSeq, a predicted model, not a curated record
AUCCGCAUCGUCGUCACCGUUAAAGCUCACCUGGUCACGCCGCCCACCUGAUCAUCCCGUGCCCCGGUAACCGACGGCUAUUUACUUCGGACCCAAGGAGGGCACAUCGCAGGUCGAAGAUGGACCUCUCCUCGCUCGAUGUGAGCCGCCCUAACGUCGGCAGACUUCCUCCCUUGGGGAUCGUCUCGAGGAUCUACCUCCUUAUCCAGGCCAUCCUUUCCUGGCUCUUUGCACCUCUGCCUCCCUCCCAACAUGCCGACCAAAAGCCGCUGGGACACGUCGCCGUCGUCGGCACGGGCAUCACCGGCAUCUCCACGGCUUCCCAUCUGCUCGGCCACGGGUUCGAGGUGACCAUCUUCACUGAGGACGCCGACGAGUCGCACAUAGGUGGCAUCUGGUCCCGCGUCAACUCGACAUCGGGUCUGCAGAUCUCGAGCAUCAUGUACCGCUUCCACCCAAGCGUCAAGUACUCGACCGGCUACCCAAAGCGCGACGAGAUCCUCGCCAAUGUGCGCGCUAUCUGGGACAAGUACGACCUCCAGCGCCGCACGCGCUUUGGCACCACAGUGAAGCAGGUGACGCGCCACGAGCCGAGCUCGACAGACCCCAAGGACGGCGGGCACGCGCGCUGGAUCGUCAACGGAGAUGAAUCGGUUGUCUUUGACGGGAUCGUCGCUGCGACGGGCACAUGCGGCACACCCAAGAAGAUGGACAUGGAAGGGCAGGAGAACUUCCAGGGCCAGAUCGUCCACUCGUCGCAGUUGGACGACGUCGAGCUGCACGACAAGAAGGUCAUCAUCAUCGGCGGUGGCGCAAGUGGCGUCGAGGCUCUCGAGCUCGCCAUCGAGAAGAACGCUAAGACGGCUACUAUCCUCGCGCGCAGCGACAAAUGGAUCAUCCCGCGUACGAUGCUCGUCGACCUCGUGUUGAGCUUGCAGCCGCUGGGGCGCGAGACGUUCCUGAGCAUCAUCCCCGAGUUCCUUCUGCGCAGGCUGCACUACCGCGACCUGGCGGAGAAGAUGUCACCGACGCAGGGCUUCUACACCGGCACGCCGAUUGUCAACUCGUCCUGCUUCGAGCACAUCCGCCGCGGCAGGGCCGACUACAUCCGCGGCGACGUCCAGCGCGCGACACAGCGCGGAGUCUCGUUCAACUUGCGCCCGCGUGGUUCCCGGCCGGGCGACAAAGGCACGCACAUCGACAUGGACGCUGACGUCAUCGUCAUUGCGACCGGCUUCAACAAGCCCACGCUCGACUUUCUCCCCGCCGACCUAUUCCCGGAGGACUACGUGCGCCCGAACAUGUACCUCCAAAACUUCCCCGUCAAUGACUGCUCUGUCCUGUGCACUAACGCCACGUUCAAGGACGCCGUAGGUACCGUCGGCAACUGGCACAUUGGCAUAUACGCGCGCAUCUUCAUGGUCUUCCUCAUGGACCCCAACUGCCGGCCCAAGCCGAAAGACAUGCGGCUGUGGGUUGACCUGGUUCGCUUCAUCAAGGAGAACGCGCCUGGAGGCGGGUUGGAAUUCUUUACCUACGCAGAGCUGGUGCUAUGGAUGGUCACAUUCCUCUUCUUUCGUCUUUCCCGUGUGCGCUACGCCUUCUUCGUCAUCCUCGGUCUCGGCUUCUGGUCGCGCAACAAGCGUGCUGCGCAGCAACCAAAAUUUCACCUUUCCAUCUCCAAGCUCAUUCCGCACUUUCCCCGAAAAAUCAACGUGCUCAAGGCGCUCGGCGGACCGGCGCGCAGCAACGCGCAUGCCCCCAAGACCAACGGCGUCAAGGCUGACUGAGGGCCCCCUUUGCCUAUGUAGAUAUCAUCAUAGCCCUGCUCGGACCCUCCAGCGCCAGCAGCAGCUGCGUUCGUGUAUUGCUUCGUUUUGUGCGUUUUCCUCUUUGCAAUUAGGGCCUGUCUACCGCCUUUCAAGGCAGGGUGCAUACAUACGACUUCUCUUCGAACUGCAAGGCCUUCAGGGUAUCGAAGCAUUCGGCUCACAUUUUUGGCGGCUUGCCGGCUGCACAUUCGUUGCGUUCCUCCGCUGCUCUAGCGAUGUACAUUUAAGAGUAUUGGUUCGAUCGGAUUCGUAGAGGAACAGGUUCCU